AUGUUAAAAUGGGAAACAAGUGAGAAGACUGAUGAUAAAGUUAGAAACAAAAUAUCACGUUUGGAAAAGGAGUUAAAGUCUCGACGAAAACCACCCGAGGAUUAUCGUAAUAAAGAACUUGAAUAUAACUUUUGCGACGAGUAUGAAGAAAUGGAGUCCGACGCGUACGAUUACGGCGUUGGCAGUGGUAAUGUUAGCGUGGAAGAAGCCGCAGCUGAGAGCCGCAGGUCAAAGUCCGUCAUUGAAAUACCCACGCUGGCACCCCUGUUGCUUGAAGAUGAAACUAUUAUUACUGAAAAGUCUUUAGAAGGAGUCCAUGUUCAUUCACCAUUACAAGACGAGGAAAGUGUACCGGGAGCGGAGCGUGCAGCCCGCGCGCAGGCUCGGUUCUACCUUCCACAGCAGCCCGCCGCUCUCGGGAAACCGCCAGCAGCACAGUGCCCACCGCUGACCAACCGGCUACAGAACUAUCACAGCCGCCGCUAA
Parnassius apollo (apollo) is the source of this 486-nucleotide messenger RNA. NCBI's taxonomy places the organism in Eukaryota, Metazoa, Arthropoda, Insecta, Lepidoptera, Papilionidae. The record is from the annotation of a GenBank genome assembly.